Sclerotinia trifoliorum is the source of this 1602-nucleotide messenger RNA. Lineage: Eukaryota; Fungi; Ascomycota; Leotiomycetes; Helotiales; Sclerotiniaceae. The record is from the annotation of a GenBank genome assembly.
CUAUAGAGUUUCUUACUAGUCCUUCCAUCUUCAUCCCGAUCUUUCAUGCAAAAGCAACAGUCGAAAUCCCAAUAUAACAAAAAUAGUUAUUGAGAUACCAUUCUUUAAUUUUGUAUUACAUAUAUUCAUCAUCAUCAUGCUCGGUCCUUUGAAUAUCAAUCUCUCCGAAUAUGGGGUUUCAACAAAAAAUGGAUUUCUCCCAAAUAUUAAUCCUCUUCCACGAUUGAUUGAAUAUUCCCAAUGGGAAGAUCUAGUCGAUGAAAUUCCAUUUUUAAUCAAAGAAGGAUUAUUCAGACAAAAUGCAGAUGCAUUACCGAUAUUAGAUACUUCGAAUUUACAAGAGGAAGAUGAAUGGCGAAGAGCCUACCAUUUAUUAUCUUUCAUGACCCAUUCAUAUAUCUGGGGUGGAAAACUUCCAUCAGAGGUAAAUCCACAUCCCAAAUCAAAACAUUUCUAUGCUAAUUGACCCAGAUAUUACCGCCUCAAAUAUCCAAACCCUUCCUAGUCGUAUCAUCUCAUUUAGGUCUCCCACCAACCGCCACAUAUGCCGCCCUUAACCUUUGGAACUUCACCAGUACAUCUCCCACACAAGAUCUAACCGAUCUAGACCAUUUAUUCUGUCAACAUACCUUCACCAAUACACCCGAUGAAUCCUGGUUUUAUCUCGUAUCCGUGGCUAUCGAAGCUCGAGGCGCGGAAGUCAUUCCUCUUAUGAUUAAAGCAAUGAAUGCUAUUCGAGCAGACGAGCCAUCCAUCUUAAUAUCAUGUUUAGAAAAGUUUUCGACCUGUAUACAUGAUUGUGGUAUUCUUCUUCAACGGAUGUAUGAGCGAUGCGAUCCAGAGGUCUUCUAUCACGUCAUUCGACCAUUUUUAGCAGGGAGCAAAAAUAUGGCUGCGGCUGGAUUACCUAGAGGUGUGUUUUAUGAUGAGGGAGAGGGGAAGGGUGAAUGGAGACAGUAUAGUGGAGGAAGUAAUGCUCAGAGUAGUUUGAUACAAUUCUGGGAUGCAGUAUUGGGUGUUAAACAUGUACCUACUCGGACUAUGGGGAAAUCACAAAGUGAAGUUGUGCCACCGAAGAAAGGUGGUCAUGGUUACCUAGAUGUAUGUUCUUACUCUCAUCUUCAUCUCCCUUUCACACCACAUCAUCAAUCCCACUAACAUCAUCACCCCAGGAAAUGCGCAAUUACAUGCCCGGAACCCACCGUUCCUUCCUCCAAUACAUCGCCACCAACUCUCCCAUCCACACCUACAUCCACGAAACCGCCUGUUCAACCGAAGCAAGUCAAGCCUACAACCAAGCCGUAGAAACCCUAACCAGUUUCCGCGACAUCCACAUACAAAUCGUUACUCGAUAUAUAAUUAUGCCAUCACGAAAAGCCAUGGCUCAAGGUACGGAAAAGGAAAAUGCGGGGUUGAAUUUGGCGGUUGCGACGACGAGGAAGGGAGGGAAGGAUUUUAGGGGAACGGGGGGGACACAGUUGAUUCCGUUUUUGAAACAGAGUCGAGAUGAGACGAGGGAGAUGGUUGUGGAUGUUGUGGGGAGUCCGUAGAUAUUGGUGGUGGAGGUUGAGGGGAGGAUGGAAAUAUGGAGAUUAUGUUGUA